This is a messenger RNA of Danio aesculapii, 1323 nucleotides long. It is a transcript of the gene fh, whose product is annotated as fumarate hydratase. The transcript has 8 exons. Gene Ontology annotation, cellular component: tricarboxylic acid cycle heteromeric enzyme complex; mitochondrion. The coding region runs from base 50 to 1297 and encodes 415 amino acids. Gene Ontology annotation, biological process: fumarate metabolic process; tricarboxylic acid cycle; malate metabolic process. The record is from RefSeq and is a predicted model, not a curated record. NCBI's taxonomy places the organism in Eukaryota, Metazoa, Chordata, Actinopteri, Cypriniformes, Danionidae. Gene Ontology annotation, molecular function: fumarate hydratase activity.
CCCGAUUCUCGCCUCUGGUUGGAGAGCAGUAGUUCCGCCCACGGUCGCCAUGUACCGCUCCGCUCGCUCCCUGCAUCGCUUCAGCGCGAGUUUGUCAGACCUGCGGGCCGCUCAGAGAUCAAUCAAAGCCUGCAACGCCUGUCCAGCACCCGGGCUCCAGCACCAGACCGUCAGAAUGGCCAGUUCAGAAGCGUUUCGGAUCGAGAGGGACACAUUUGGAGAGCUCAAAGUUCCCUCUGAUAAAUACUAUGGAGCUCAGACUGUCAGAUCAACCAUGAACUUCAGGAUCGGUGGAGUCACUGAGAGGAUGCCGAUUCAGGUGAUCAGAGCCUUCGGUAUCCUGAAGAAAGCUGCUGCAGAAGUCAAUAAAGAUUACGGUUUAGACCCAAAGAUUGCAGAUGCCAUCAUGAAAGCUGCUGAUGAGGUGGAGUCUGGGAAGCUGGAUGAUCAUUUCCCGCUGGUUGUUUGGCAAACAGGAUCCGGAACUCAGACUAACAUGAACGUCAACGAGGUGAUCAGUAACAGAGCCAUCGAGAUGCUGGGAGGAAAACUGGGCAGCAAAGACCCCGUUCAUCCCAAUGACCAUGUCAACAAGAGCCAGAGCUCCAAUGACACGUUCCCCACAGCCAUGCACAUCGCGGCUGCUAAAGAGGUUCACGAGGUUCUCCUGCCGGGCCUUCAGACGCUACACGAUGCUCUCGCUGCCAAAGCUGAACAGUUCAAAGACAUCAUAAAGAUCGGCCGCACACACACACAGGACGCCGUGCCACUCUCGCUCGGACAGGAGUUUGGCGGGUACGUGCAGCAGGUGAAGUACAGUAUUGCACGUGUAAAAGCGUCUCUGCCUCGUGUGUAUGAGUUGGCAGCAGGAGGAACUGCAGUCGGCACUGGACUCAACACACGCAUUGGAUUUGCUGAGAAGGUGGCAGAUAAAGUUGCUGCACUUACAGGUCUUCCAUUCGUGACUGCAGCCAAUAAGUUCGAGGCUCUGGCGGCCCAUGAUGCUCUGGUGGAGCUGAGCGGCGCUCUGAACACCGUGGCCGUGAGCAUGAUGAAGAUCGCUAAUGAUAUCCGCUUUCUGGGCUCUGGGCCUCGCUCGGGCCUUGGGGAGCUCAUCCUGCCAGAGAACGAGCCCGGAUCCAGCAUCAUGCCCGGAAAGGUGAACCCCACGCAGUGUGAGGCCAUGACUAUGGUGGCUGCUCAGGUGAUGGGGAAUCAUGUGGCCGUAACUGUCGGAGGAAGCAAUGGACACUUCGAGCUCAAUGUGUUCAAGCCCAUGAUCGUGAGUUGCAUUUAAAAACUACAAACUUAGUAAACCUCUUA